UGGCAUGUCAAUUUGCCAGCUCGCUUCGAUUUAGUUUGGCAGAUGUGAAAAUGGAUUGAUUGUAAUUUUAAAUAAAAAAACGAAGAUAACUGAAUGAAUGCACUGAGUGAUAUUGUCGAUACUCGUAAAGUGGUUGUAUAGUAAACAAAGGCACGAGUUUAUUUAUAAAAAUGGCUUCAAGGGGUGGUGUUAUGGUAACUGGUACAAAUGGUGCAGAUUUUCAGCACAGGGAAAAAAUAGCGGCUCAGUAUCAAAUAAGUGCAUUAAACAAGUCGAGGCUGAAGUACUGUGUAUUCUUCCACCAUGUAUUGUUCCUGGUGAUGCUGGCCAAGCUCUCCGCUGACAUAUUGGAUAAACUGGACAUUUUUAUACUGGAGAUAGAAGAGUUGCAAAUUCCACAGCCGCUCUGGUGGGAGUACAUCUGGUGCCUAUCCCUGCCACUCUCGUUCCUCGGCCUGUCAGCAAUCAAACGCAACAACAUACUGCACCUGCGUAGAUACAUGUACGGUAUAUCGGGGCUCGGCCUGCUGCCGCUGUUGUACUGUGUGCUGCAUUACUGCGGAGACGUGUGGGUGUAUCUCGCUGAUGAUGAUGAUGAUGAGGAGAUUCAAUUGUGGCAGGGUUAUCCCUACGGUCUUCUCUGGUACGCCUUCGUGUUCUUAGCGUGUCAAGUUCAUUUCUUCCAACUAUACUUUUCCUACAACCUGCUGAAGGCCUGGCGCUCCAGAGGCACUUAUAAGAAAGGAAAUUAAUAUAUUCAACGUUAUCCUAAGAAUUUUGUGUACGCAAAACAAUUUUUGGAAGAUUUUUCUGUUUGAAAUGGGUUAAAUGUUUAAAAGAAAUGUUUAAUAUCUGUUAUUGUUAUAAUGAGAUUUUUAUUUUUUGUUGAAAAACCAGGAUAAAGGAACCAAUUUAAAUAUAGAUUUUUUGGUAUAAAAAUAAUCUCUAAUAACGCCUUAAAAUUGUGAAAAUAUAAAAUGCUGUAACAUGGUCUCUAUAUUUAAUCUCUUUUUAAUCAUUGUUUAAUGAGUGUUUAAUUAUAUUCAUUUUUUAUUGCUCUCUACUACUAGCAAGAGGAGGGUUGUUUAAAGGUAAUACUCGGUUGACAAGUACAUAUGAAUUUUCAUAAAAAUUACAUAAAAUUUAAACUUAAUUAAAAUCU
This is a messenger RNA of Colias croceus (clouded yellow), 1162 nucleotides long. It is a transcript of the gene jagn, whose product is annotated as protein jagunal. Bases 171 to 752 code for a protein of 193 amino acids. The transcript has 4 exons. Gene Ontology annotation, biological process: vesicle-mediated transport; endoplasmic reticulum organization. The record is from RefSeq and is a predicted model, not a curated record. NCBI's taxonomy places the organism in Eukaryota, Metazoa, Arthropoda, Insecta, Lepidoptera, Pieridae. Gene Ontology annotation, cellular component: endoplasmic reticulum membrane.